Telopea speciosissima is the source of this 762-nucleotide messenger RNA. RefSeq names its product probable histone H2A.3. The transcript is spliced from 2 exons. Gene Ontology annotation, molecular function: protein heterodimerization activity; structural constituent of chromatin; DNA binding. The coding region runs from base 51 to 461 and encodes 136 amino acids. The record is from RefSeq and is a predicted model, not a curated record. Lineage: Eukaryota; Viridiplantae; Streptophyta; Magnoliopsida; Proteales; Proteaceae. Gene Ontology annotation, cellular component: nucleosome.
CUUUUUUCUCAACAGAGCUCUGCAGAAUCUGCUUUGUUUGAUAUUUGAAUAUGGCUGGAAGGGGAAAAUCUCUUGGUUCUGGAGCGGCGAAGAAGGCUACAUCUCGAAGCAGUAAGGCCGGACUUCAAUUCCCCGUCGGUAGAAUAGCUAGGUUUCUGAAAGCCGGCAAGUAUGCGGAGCGAGUUGGUGCCGGUGCUCCUGUGUAUCUUGCCGCUGUUCUUGAAUACCUUGCAGCAGAGGUAUUGGAGUUGGCAGGAAACGCUGCUAGGGAUAACAAGAAGACUAGGAUUGUUCCGAGGCAUAUUCAGUUGGCGGUAAGGAACGAUGAAGAGUUGAGCAAGUUGCUUGGUGCUGUCACAAUCGCCAAUGGUGGUGUGAUGCCUAACAUUCACAAUCUCUUGUUACCGAAGAAGACUGGUACCGGUUCGUCAAAAUCUGUUGCUGCUGACGAUGACAGUUAAAUAAUCUAUGUUGAUUUGCGAUAGAAGAUCAAAAAGGAUAAUUGAAGUCAGAAGAAUGGAAACAGGAAGGAAGGGAGGAAGUAGUUGCUGUUAGAUUUUAAUUCUUUGCUAUCUUCUAACCCUUUUUAAUGAUAGAAUCUUGCUGUGUAGUGGGUUUUCUUUAUAUAAAUUCUAGGGUCUCUUUAGGAAGAGAAGAUUUUUCUGUUUUAGGGUUGUCUUUUUUUCUGAGUUCACCAUUGUAGGUGAGUUCAGAUGGAUGUAAUAUCUUUGUGAAUUUAGAAAGAAUUUGGAUCCUUUUCUA